AUGGUUUCCCAGGAAGCUGGAACUCCAAUGGAGUCAUCUUCAUCGACUUCGAUAGAGACAUCGGAGGAUAUUCAACGAAUCCUAUUCCGGCUGGUCCGUGCGGAUACCGAUGCCAAAUUGCAAGCGGUUACAGAUCGCUAUUUGUGCGAUGUGAUCGAACUGGCUGCUCAGAAGGAAGAGUAUCGUCAAUUGGUGACCACUGAAUUCCUGUCACCAUUCAACAAAAUGGUCCGAAGCAACUUAGCAAUCCGACUGCCAGUUGUUCGUCUUUUGCAAAUGUUUCAAGGAAAUUGUGCUCUAUCUUCGAACUUCAGUCUGAUUUAUCUCAAAUUCGCGAAAGAUAGACUCGAAGCAGCAGAGCAAUUAGAAGUUCUUCCUGCUUACUUGAGAUCGUUCAGUAAAAAACCAACGGAUCUCAAUUACAUUUAUGAUAUAUUCUCGUUGUGUCUUCCUGGGCUUUAUCGAUUGGCGGAGAUGGAAAAGAAGAAUUGGCCCAACCUUGAUAUGACAUCUGGAGAUGUUGAAAUUCUAGCAAGAUGCUUUGAGGCAGUUUUGGUUUUCAAUGAAACGAGCAGAGAAAGAAUCACCAACGCACUCGCAGGGCGUUUGCAGCUAAAGGAUAACGGUCUCUGUCUUGCUGAAUUCAUUCAAAUCGCGCGGAAAGUUUUCCCAGAACAAUUGAAUCUAACAGAGACCAAGAUGAUGAUCCUGAAAGUUCUAGGCAAAGAACUGCUCGAUGAUAAGAUUGCUUUUCCAAUUUUUGUUGUGGCGAGAGGAUCGAAACUCAAUGAAGUGGAUGAUCUGGCUGAAAAUCUUCUCAAAAAGAUUUCAACGGAAAAAUUGGUGAAUGAGAGAAGCGUAGUCGACAAGUUAAUGUAUUUAUAUCUGGGAUCUGAAACUUUCAUGAAGAAGCCAACAGAUCCUUUGCUACUGGUUCAACAGGGACCACCAGCCGUUCAACAAGCAGUCCUGUCAUAUCUGACAAAGUCCACAGAAGUGCUGACUGCGAUCACCAGCAACGUCAAGAUUUGCCUAUUUGGUUGUGAGAGUAUACACGCUCGAGUUCAAGCAGCUGCAAUGAACUUCUUCAAUCACUGUGCCGAGAAGAUGCCGGAUAGAUAUCUGAAGCCGUUUGCAGACAAAAUGUUCAAAACGCUCCGCAAGCUUUCUUCCUCGGAUGCAAUCACCACUCUCGCAUUAUGUGGAACCUAUCGUUGUGUGGCAGUGAUCGGUAAACGAACACCCAGUUUAGUUCUGGACGAUGCUGCAGUUAUCACGAAGAUGUUCGAAGUCCUCUCUACGGAAAGUGUUGAAGAUGUCUCGAGUGCAAUCGUUUCUUGCCUCACAACGUGGCUUCCUCUGUUUUUGGAAUCUGAAAAAGCGGAACUCCGUACAAGACUCAGGGAAUUCAUCAGUGAAUAUAUCAAUUCCGAGUCUCCAAACUGCCGUUUAGCUGCCUUGAAAUACGCUGAAGCUUUGAUCGGAGAAAACGACAUGAAUCUACGAUGGAUUCUGAUUCAAUCCGCUGGUGACCAAAGAGAUUCUAUCCGAUCAGAAGCGCUCAGACAACUCGAAAAGUCGCUCCAGAAACCAACUCCUCCUCCUUCUGUGAUCAUUGGAGCACUGUGGAGUAGCCUUCAUAAGGAUUAUCGUCGCGCUGCAAAUGAGACAACGAACACAACGGUGAACACCUACAACAGUUUGGUUCAUCAAAUUGCAUCGAAAUAUCUCUACGCGGUAUUCGAAACGAUUGUGAUGAAAGAGGCAGCACACCUUCGGAUCGUUGAAGGUGAUGAUCAUUGGAUGACAGUGGCUCCACGAAUUGUUCAAUUGCUACACGAAGUUGGAAACAUCGAGAUGAUUGAGAAAGCAACAGAGUUGGCUUUGCAUGCGACUGUGGAAUCUACAGAUGUUCAUCUUUUCCGAAUCGCUUCAUGCUUCCUUGCUGCCUUCCGAUCCUUCUCCAAAGAAGCGGUAUCGACUCGCUUCCAAUUUGCCGUUCCAUCGUGUGUACAGAAACUUCGAGACUCAACCAGGAUGGAGUUUUCUACUACCUUGGCGUAUCUUCUCUCGGCACUUAUACAUGAUGAUCAGGCCGCAAGAUUGGAGCUGUUCACCACUUCCAAACUACAACUGAACGACAAGGAGAUUCCGGGGCUUGCAUUCACUUGUGCUUCGAUGCUCACUCCUCUUUUGGGUGCACAGUUCCUUCCGCCAGUAAUGCCGUCGGAAUUCAUUAAAGACGUCUUCAUACCGCUCAUCAAAAAUGGAUUCCAACGACCAACGUCAACUCUUGAAUCGACACUUGGCGCACUUGUCUUCUUGCUGCAAAACAAUCCAACCGCAUUGAAUCGGAAGACCCAUAAAGAAGUUAUGGAUGAUUUGAUUGUGAACUGUGAGAAGAUUGCAGUUUCAAGGCAAGAUUCGUUCAGUCAGAAGACACGUGGAUUCUGUGCAAAAGUUAUUGGUUUACUCAGUGGAGAUGUAGAGAACGAUGAAUCCAAUUUCGAGCAGUCUAGAGAGAGUUUGAUCAGAAUUGGCUCAGGUCCGCCACAACACGAACUUCAAUUGAUUGUUGGAGAGGCAAUCGUGGAUUGUAUUCUUGGAAGAUGGGCAAUCUCCAAAAGAGACUAUUACUUGCUAGGCGGGGAUAGUCUGACGCUGACGGAGAGAAUGAAGACUGAAGCUCAAGUUAAAGAAGUGAACGAACGACUUGUCACUUUUAUCACAGAGAUACUGGCUGAUAAAAAGACGAAUGCCAAUCAACAUGCGCGCAAAGCAGAGCUGAUUUGGCUGCUCAUCGUGGUUCAGAGCUUCUCCGUUUUGAAAGCUGACGUUCUGAAAAAUGCCCAGCUUCUAGGAGCUAUUCAGAAUGCUUUCACGGACGGUCUCACUGAAAACGACGAAUUCUCGCAAGACAUUUCAGCUAAAGGAAUGGGAAUUGUCUAUGGUUUGGCAGAUGGAUCAUUGAAGAAGGGGCUGGUUGAAUCGCUCAUGGAUACACUCUCCGAAGGAAAGAGAUCGGAGACUAAAGUUGAAGGAGAGACUCAGCUCUUUGCAGCAGGUCAAUUGGGAUCGACUCCCACUGGAGGGAAAUUGACGACAUACCAGGAACUGCUAACGCUUGCUUCUGAUCUCAACCAGCCGGAUCUAGUCUACAAAUUCAUGCAGCUUGCUCGUCAUAACGCCACGUGGAAUUCCAAAAUGGGAGCUGCACAUGGAUUCGGGGCACUUUUGGAGAAUGCAAAGGAGGAGAUUGAGCCCUAUUUCAAGCAACUAGUACCAAAGUUAUUCAGGUUUCGAUACGACCCCGAUAUUAAGGUACAAAGUUCGAUGAAGUCUAUCUGGGGAAUCUUGACAGCUGAUCGAAAGAAUGUUGUUGAUGAAUUCGCGAAUGAAAUUGCCAAAGAGUUGUUACCAGCGUUGACGGAUAGAGAAUAUCGUGUCCGAGAGUCAUCGUGCCUUGCAUUGUCUGACUUACUCCGAGGACAUGACACCGAAGAAAUGCACAAAUUGAUUCCGGAGUACUUGGAAUCAGUACUCAGAGUUCGAGACGAUGUCAAAGAGUCGGUGAGAGAAGCGGCCAACAGAGCAGCUGACGCGAUUUCCAAAUUGAUUAUUCGUCUUGGAUCAUCGAAUAAUUUGGAGAAAUCCAAUCGUUUCCUCUCUAUCGCUCUUCCAGCGUUGAUUGAUCGAGGAAUCUUGAAAGCUACUGUGAAGGGAAAUCGACUUUUCUGCUUGAGUGUUGUCUUAGAGUUGACAAAACAUGCAGGCAAACAACUCAAGCCUUAUAUCGCGGAACUGAUUCCAAUGUUGAUGGAUGCAGUUAGUGAGAAUGAGACACCUCUUCUCAACUAUAUCGCGGCAAGAGCGGACACUCAACAAAUUGAAAUGUUGGAUGAUGCGAGAGCAAGUAUGGCUAAAGCCUCUCCGAUGGUCACUGCUGUCAAUGAUCUUCUUCCACAUAUCGAUUCCCAAAUUCUCAUUGACAUGACUCCCAAAAUCGCUGACACUCUUCGAUCAUCCGUGGGAACCUCUACUCGCUCUUCAGCUGCUGAUUUUGUUUCCCAAUUGGCUCUUCGCGCUCCCCAACUCAUGUAUGAUCACACUUCUCAGGCGGACAAACUGUUUGGAGCACUGAUUCCCGGUGUUCGAGAUCGAAACCCUUCGAUUCGCAAACAGUUUGCAAACGCAAUGUCCUACUUGGCGAAGUUCACUUCACAGAGUCAGAUGAAGAAGUUGAUCAAGACAGUUGUUGCUGAUUUAUUAGGAAGCGAUGAAGAAUUGAAAGUUUCCAGUUGCCACGUCAUCAGCAAUUUGGCUGAAAAUGCAGCUGAAGUUCUGAAAGGAUACACAUCCCAAAUCGUUCCAUAUGUAUUAUUGGAGAAGUGCAGAGAAGUUCCAAAAGGCGACGAGCCAGCUCGUUUAAAACAGGAGAGGUGGAAUGAAGUGUGGUCGGAGCUUGUACCAUCCACAAGUGCUGCUGCUCGCCUCUACAAGACGGAAAUUUUAGAUCUGGCACUGGAUUUAGUGACUAAUAGUGAAGUGUGGUCAGUAAGAAAGCAAGCUGCUGUGAUGGUUGGAGUACUUUUUGAUAGUUUGAAAGAAGAUGCAGGAAUCGAGUUGGCCAGAAAAACCGCGUUUUGCCUCCUCCGUAACCUAAAUGGACGAAUCUGGGAUGGCAAAGUUGAAGUGUUGAAAUCACUCUCGAAUUCGUUUGAAGCAGGUGGAAUCAACUUCCAAACUAGUUUACAACUGGAUGAAGCCCAAGAAAUUGUUCAAGUUUUACGAAGAGAAUCAUCAAGAAAGAACGCUGAUUAUGCCUGCGCAGGUCUUGCAACAUUGGCUUCGUGGGCGGUGAUCACUGAAGAUGUGGAUUCUGGAAACUGGCUGGCGCAGAAAGUCGCUGAAAACAUUGGAAAAUUGACGGGAACUCGAAACGAUGAUGAUUCUGACGACGAUAUGGAGGGAAUUUCAAAUUUGGAAAAAGAAAUUCGUGUUUCCCAGUUGGUUACCCUGAAUUUCACUGCGUUGGCGAAGUCUUUGAGAACCUUCCAAACUGAGGAGCAAGCUGAGAAUUCGCUGAAUCAAGUUGCCGAUUAUGUCAAAAACAGUUCAAUUGCCUGGAAAUCAAAACAGUUUCUGUUCAUUGAAUUGGUCAAAACUAUCGAGAAGUGGCAACCUCGUCAAGCUGUGAACGCUCAAAAACUAGUUGAAAAUCUUUUGGAGCAAGCUGAUGAGUUGUGCGAUCAGCAAAAGCCGACAGUCGCCGCUGAUGCAUUACUGGUGGUACUUCGGAUGCAAGACAGACACCAAAUGUUCGGAGUCGAUUGGAAAUCUGUGAUAGAUCGGGUUGAUCGGGGUACUGCCGGAGCAGCUACCGGUCUAGGAAGUCGAUUCGAAAUGAAAAUGGAGACUUCUUAA
Messenger RNA from Caenorhabditis briggsae, 5424 nucleotides. The record is from RefSeq and is a predicted model, not a curated record. Gene Ontology annotation, cellular component: nucleus; cytoplasm. Gene Ontology annotation, molecular function: molecular adaptor activity. The transcript has 15 exons. Bases 1 to 5424 code for a protein of 1807 amino acids. Gene Ontology annotation, biological process: proteasome assembly. Lineage: Eukaryota; Metazoa; Nematoda; Chromadorea; Rhabditida; Rhabditidae.